GUGAGGCGUCCCAGCCAACAGAUGUUAAGCUGUUGCCAGGCCUGGAUUUCUUUGAGUGCUUUGAGAGGAGGUAGCAUUAGUACUGAUAAAAUGCCUACAGAGACUGAGGAGGAGUUACCACCUUCUAGUCCCGAUCCCAGUAUCUCUCAGGAGGGAACCUUUCAUUCCCAAUAUAAAGUACUGAAGACUAUUGGAAAAGGAAGCCAUGCCAAGGUCCUCCUGGCCCACCGCCGGCUCACAGGAACCCCAGUGGCGGUCAAAGUUCUCCGAAAGAACAAGUAGUGGUUCCGGCCAGCCAUGACAGAAGCAAACAUAAUGAGAAAGAUCAACCACCCCAACAUUGUUUCUCUCUUACAAGUCAUUGAAAACAAAACUAGAAUAUACCUCAUAAUGGAGCUGGUGGAAGGCCAACAACUCUACCAGUACAUCAGAGAGUCAGGGCACAUAGAGGAGGAUGAGGCCUGGCAAAUAUUUGAACAGAUAUUAUCAGCAGUGAGCUACUGCCAUGGAAAGGGGAUUGUUCACCGAGACCUGAAAGUGGACAAUAUAAUGAUUGAUAAAAACAAAAAGGUCAAAGUCAUCGACUUUGGGCUUAGCACCGAAACACAACCUGGACAAAUGCUAAACCAGCACUGCGGUGCGUAUUCUUUUGGUUUCCCGGAACGCUUCCUUGGACUUCUGUAUGACAGGAUAAAGGAUGAUAUGUGGACAAUAGGAGUGGUCUUGUAUUAUAUGGUAGUGGGAAAGCUCCCAUUUGAUUCUGUGAUCAUCCAAGAAUUACAAAAACAAGUUGUUGCAGGGGUGUAUCCUGCCCCCUGUGGGGUUUCAGAAGAACUGGAGAACCUCCUUAGUCAAUUACUAACAGUAAAUCCAAUGUAUAGACCAACAGCCAGCGAGGUGAUGAAACACACCUGGUUCAAAGAACACGGGAAGAGGUUCACAGUUCGCUGUGAAGAACUGCUUCCCCUCAGGCCAGACCCUGAAAUUUUGGGUGCGAUGAAAUGCAUGGGAUUUCAAGCCUCUGUAAUAAAAUACUCCCUAAUAAAAAGAAAAUAUGAGGAAAUGGCAACUUAUUGCUUCCUACAACAGCAGGCUCUCCCGGGGUAUGGCUGCACAGCCCAGGCACAGCAAGUGAGUCCCAUUGCAGCCCCAUUUCCUAGCCUUGAUCCUGCUGCUGCUUUUAGAUUACAAAGAAAGAGGAGUGGAAGCCUGCCAGUCCUUGACACCUUGCAGGUGUCAUUCUCCCAAGGUCACGUAUCUCAUUAUGGCCAGAAGGUUCAUACAAAAGGAGGAAGAAGGUCCACUGUGGCUGGUCGUCUCAGGCCACUACCGAUGACACCUACACAGGACCACUAUCACAAAUGUGCCAUGAGUGUCCCAUACAUUCAAACAACAAGCAUCUUCAGUGAGAAGAGUAGCAACAAGGAAAUAAAAGAAGAUAAUCUACUCUCCCACAGAGCCCCAUUAGAGGAUAAGCCCAUCUCCAGCAGGGUCCGGCACAGAGGUUUUAAGGGGUGGACCAGGAAUAUAGCAAAUGCCCUGAUAAAGCUUUGUUGCUGCUUGCCAAGGAGAAAGAAACCUCGCCUGGGGCAGAUCAGAAUCUCACCCCAGAAAUGAGCCACAGGGAGAGUCCAGAUAACAAGCAGCAGGCACAGCCCAGUGCCAUCUUGAAAUUCUGUCAUGUCCUGAGUAUAAACAGGAGGUGAUUUCAGACACAUGGCCAAGGAAAGACACCAGCAGAAGCUACAGCACCAACAGGAGAAACAGCAAUAGCACCAGCAGCAUUAGCAGCAGAAGGAGGAGGAGGAGGAGAAAGAUGAGGAAGAGGAGGAUUCCACAACACCAAUCUCCUCCCUCCUCUUGAUUUCUCCUCUUCCCAGCAGGGACCCAAUAUGAAUGAUGAGUUCCCCACUCUACAGAGUUGUCUUGUUGACCCAUCCCUUCAGAUGGACUCCAUCUCCUCCUUAGGCCAAUAGCUCCACAGGCUGAGAACUAGAGGGUCAUGGGAUCAUGGACUCUUCCAUGGGCUACUAAUCCAUAGAGAAACGGGCCUGUAAUACCAGACACUCAAGACACACAGUAGGUAGGGGGAUCAGAACUUCAAGGCUAGCCUGGUCUACAUCAUGAGUUUAAGAUCAGCUUGGACAAUUAGUGACACCCUUUUUCUAGAGGUGAGGAGCGCUAAGGCUACUAACUCAGUGGUAGAGUACUCGUGGGGAAACAGACUGCUGUCCAUUGAUACCUCUCCUUCCUUGCUCGGAAAUACACAAUGGUAUUAGAAGAGUCAUAGGUUCCUGGCCUAGCAUCCACUAUUCUAUUUGCUACAUCAUUAAGGGUGCAGUUUUUGGUAUUUUGGUCAGGGAUCAAAUCUAUGAAAUAAAACUUAAGCAAUACUCUCAUUGCUGUCAUAGUGGGAGGUGGAUGAUAAAUGCUUGCCCACCUGCAUCAGUACAAAGCUGGUUCCUUGGACUCCCUGCAAACACAUCACUGCUAACUGUGUGCCUUGUAUAGGCUUUUCCAGCACUGUCAUAGCUUGAAAACCUUCCCUGCUAUGGACCCUUGAGGGGGCAUCCUGCCUUUCUCAGGCUCAGAAUGGAGCAAAGAUCCCCUGCUCACCUCUAGGCUCACAGGUCAGGGACCUGUUCCAUCCCAUAGUGAACAAGACUGGCACAGAUGCACACACCUUGGAAAAAGAAUGUAUUGGCAACCCUUAACAAAAAAGAUGGUUCUUACUUUCGAUUAUGGCAUUCUAUAAAAUACGGGUAUUUCCUGGUAUAAUUACACAUGUCAUUGAUUGUGUGUGCGUAUGUUUUUUGAAGUUGGAGGGGGGAUAAUUCAUUUCUCUAAGCCCCUUCCACAAUGCUGGGUGAUAAACAUUGACUCUCAUAUAGAUUUUAAUAAUUAUACAUUUAUUU
Molecule: messenger RNA, 2915 nt
Organism: Rattus norvegicus (Norway rat)
Lineage: Eukaryota; Metazoa; Chordata; Mammalia; Rodentia; Muridae
Source: RefSeq, a predicted model, not a curated record